This is a messenger RNA of Podospora pseudocomata, 3630 nucleotides long. RefSeq lists its product as uncharacterized. NCBI's taxonomy places the organism in Eukaryota, Fungi, Ascomycota, Sordariomycetes, Sordariales, Podosporaceae. The record is from RefSeq and is a predicted model, not a curated record. The transcript has 2 exons. Gene Ontology annotation, molecular function: protein binding. Bases 1 to 2001 code for a protein of 666 amino acids.
AUGUCGCUGGUCAAGCUUCCAUACGAGCUGGUCUCAUUUAUUAUUGAGUAUCUGGAUUUGCUCGACGUCGGCAAUCUCAGUCUCACCUGCAAGCGGAUGCAGUAUUUGACCCUGGAAUACUGCAUUGCCAAGCGAAUCCUUGAGACAAAGGCCCCCUACAGCUUGGAGGCAAGCAGCGCGAGACUCACUCAGCGUUGGCCCCAACAGCUGCGGAGGCUGAUCAAGCGCCAAGCUGCCACUUCGUCCGUGUCUCCCUAUCUUGUGAGAGUCGUCGCCCACGCGGAAACAUGGCUUUACGAGAAUGGCAUACUGUGCUAUAUUCGCAAGCGUGAGAUUCGGAUUCUGGAUCUUCACGGUUCAGCAACACAGGAGAUCGUCAUCAAUAUCCGCUCCCUUCUCCACGUGGCCCUACCCGAGUCUAGAAUGACCCGCAGGUACAAGGUCCGGGUACUGCACUACGCCCACGAUAUUGUUUCUUGCUUGUACACACACGCCAAGCCAAACCAAGAGCAAGUCAGCUGGCUUCUGGCCUUCAACGUGUGUACUGGCCAGGUGGUUACCGUUCGCCAAGUCGCCUCGACUACCAAGAUUUUCGUACGCAACGACAACAACUUUCUUUACUAUGGCACCAAUUCCGAGAUCGGCAGGGACCUGUACCGGUACUGGGUCAUCUGGGGUUUCGACUUGAGUGCUCGCAGAUGGCUGAGUGACAAACUCGAGAUACAGGAUGUCAUGGGUGUGGAUGUGGGCUCGACAGUUUGUUUUGAGAUCUUUGAUGGCUGGUUCUACGGCAUCUCAAACCAAGCCGCUCUGGAGGUGGAAGAGGUUGAUUGGAUCUCACAUUAUACCUGCUUCAGGUUCCCGGUCACAAGAGAGGGCCUUCAAAAAUGGGAGUCACCGAACCCACCAAUCUUUAGAAGGAAUCAGCAUGAGGGUGUGAUCGAUGACAGGUGGUACCUCCUUCGCAUGUUCAAGGACGAGUCAACAGGCCAGCUCAAGGUGGUUGAGUCUAGGAAAGAGUGGCUUGCAGGGCGCAUCUGGCCUAGACGCACUUACUACACCACCGUGGUAAACUUCGACGAGGCCACUUCCGACGUCGCUCGAGCAACAAAUGGCCGAGCCUCAUCAUUUGGGAGCCCUAGUGCAGCAUCACCCGAGACCAUGAAUCCCAAACUGCAGCACACCGAGUACACGGCACCACCAUCACGAGAUCCCCAUUUUGUACAUCCGGGGGACGACAACGCCUCGUCUCUGAUGUUCGCGAUCAGCAAGAGCCCUAUUCGCUGCUAUUAUUCAGCAUGUCAAACAUUUUUGGACGUGGUGGACGACCCCACCUCCACGGAUCCUAAUGAUCAACGAAUCCGCUUCCGAGGCAGUUCACGACGGCCCAGGGGUACCUCUAGCGUGGAGCAGCGGGACGAACGGCAAAUUUCGCCCGUAGCACAAGACUACAGCGCCCAAGAUGCACUUGACCAGGAAGUAAAUGAUCUUUACAGGCACAAAGAUGUUGUUUCCUGGCCUGCCGAGCCAGACAUUUCCAAUCCAGAUCCUGUGCUCCUCGAUUUGUACGCCGUACUGAAUCCGGAUGGCUUUACCGGCAACAUUCGAGGGGCAUGGGAUGAACGCUCCUUGGUCUAUUCCACAGGUAGCGAUUCCCCCGGAGGCCUCAAUGCCCUGGUGUUUGUCUCUUGGGACCCUUCUAUUCACCUGGAUGGGACAUUGUCCUAUUCCGACUAUCGGCUCUUUCUGAGCGUACCACCUGUUCAACACAUCAUGGAAGGGCACAGUGACGUCUCUGACUCGGGGAUAAUACUCUUCCAGGAGAAAGGAAAAGGCAAGGAGUUCACCUGGAGCUACCCUAGCAAGUCGCCGAGUCCAUUUCUACGUGCCGGCAGCACAGACUCGACAUCAUCUUCGGAGACCAACCAGGAUAGCCGCUGGAAAAAAGUUGAACCUGCAUUGUAUCAUCAACUUGGCUCAGGUUUCCACUUCGCUCGAUAGUUGGAGAUGACAGACAUUACGCGGAUCAUCCCUAAGCAAGCACUCAAUUGGCCCAAAAGGUUUCAGACUGGUAUCAUGGAUGCAAUUUAGAUGCAGAGACACGUCGCCUGCAUGUGAAUGUGGUUGCAGGUGCAACAAACUGCACUGGAUGCGUUUCUAUUGCCCAUCUGAGGGUGAUGGAGUGAAGUGCAGUGAAAUAGGAAAAGGGGGGAAACGGCAGGGGACGGGAUGAGGGCAAGGAUCACGUCCCGGCUUGAGCUAAUCAUCAAGUAAUAUGUUUAUAUACAGGAAGGUUCGACAGCUUUUGUGCCACUCGCCAUCCUUCUCCAUCAUAUACCUACCUGAGAAGCACAUCUCAGCUGGACGACCACAUGGUAGACGAGGCUCUGAAGGAAUGUGCAUGGAGACAGAACCCGCCGUUCCAUUGUGCGAGACGACCCCAAUUUCAGCAUGCGGGUUGGAGGGGUGCCGUUGCCCGAUUUGUUAGGCUCUGGCACGUUGAGCCAUAUUUGUUAUGGUUGCAGAGCAUCUGGAUGGCUUCCUGCGUCUGCGGCCCCCUCGUGAGAUGCAAUAUUUGCAUGGAGCCAUUGUCCACAAGCGAGCAAAGUGCGAUUUUCUGCGCGCGUUCCUCGGACUGCUCCCGCCAUUUAUGACCAAGAAUGAAGGGCCCCCACAGUUGAUCCUGUCUCGGACUGCUGUUGUACAUUCCCCUCGGGUUGAAAAAUGGCAAGAUCGGUCGUCUAAUGCAGGAUGCGGAGAGGUGUGUGCAUCUCAAACGAAGCUAUUGAUGACUUGACGGGACGAUAUGAGGCCUCGUCGAGAAGCAUCUGAGGGGUACAGAUGGGGGUGGAGAGCUGCAUUUUGCUUCCAAUAUAAUAUACCGAGCCGUUAAGAUCAGAUCAGUGGACGAACUAGGGUCAGGAGCCUUGUGAGGGCUGGUGCAACCAUUGCCCGGCUUUAUGCUACUUGGCUGGCCAUACAACACGAACUCAGAGAUGGGUCCGGCCGAAAAGGGGAAAUGGAAUUUUGGAAGAGCCCCCCAAGCCCAAGGAGCACACAAAAGUUUGAAAAGAAGGAAAUGGGUGCUUUGAAUCGUCCAUUUUCUUUUGACUACUAACUUACACCACCACCUCUGGGAUAACUCGACGUUGAUUUCAUCGCCAACUAUCCUGUAUACAUUUCCCACGCUUCAACAUUUGUGGAAGAAUUUACACUCGAUCUUUGAAUGGAGCCAUUCAACAUACACAUAGCGAACAUGUGACAACGUGAGAAAGACCGCGGGGUGGGGGUGGCUCGCUCGUACAGGCGUGCUCUCUCGAGGUGGGCAAAAGAUAAGAAGUGGUGGGAUACAAUGUGGGUUAUAUACGUGGUAUCUGUAUUAUAACUCCCGUCAGUAGGUAGCAGAGCAGGAAACAACCAACAUCAACAUAGCUUGUCUACUCUCUACCUAUUCCCGAGCCCAUGCAUAUCAACAUCCCUUCUGCAUGGCAACCCCCCCCACACAAAGGAUUCUUUAUAGCCUCAUGUCGUCAGUAAGGAAAGAAAAAGAAAAGAAAGUAAGACUAACCCCCAUGCUUUUUCGUUGUUGAGUUUAGGAGAUUGUCGCGGGUUGUACAUUGUAUGUGUGUG